Amphiprion ocellaris (clown anemonefish) is the source of this 1474-nucleotide messenger RNA. It is a transcript of the gene gtf2h3, whose product is annotated as general transcription factor IIH, polypeptide 3. Lineage: Eukaryota; Metazoa; Chordata; Actinopteri; Pomacentridae. The record is from RefSeq and is a predicted model, not a curated record. Bases 212 to 1114 code for a protein of 300 amino acids. Gene Ontology annotation, biological process: regulation of DNA-templated transcription; nucleotide-excision repair. The transcript is spliced from 13 exons. Gene Ontology annotation, cellular component: transcription factor TFIIH holo complex; transcription factor TFIIH core complex.
ACUCAGGCUUCAGUCAGUGCGACUGAUGUAGUACUUACAGGAAAGGGUGUAUUUUUCUAAACAUUUAGAGUAUUUACUGAAGUAUCUGUUGUCAGACUCUGUAGACAUUCCGCUCUGUGAAUAUUGUUUAACGUUUUAGCUUAAAAAUGGAAGCUAACAGGAGAUAAAUCACCAGAAGAAAGAUUUAGCGUCGUUUGGUAUCUUUGUCGUGAUGGCUUCAGAGGAUGAAAUCAGCCUGCUGGUCAUCGUCGUGGAUGUAAACCCGAUAUGGUGGGGGCAACAGGCUCAACGCGAACAGGAGUUCACUUUGUCCAAGUGUCUGGAUGCAGUCAUGGUGAUGGGAAACUCACACAUGGCCAUGAGCAGAACCAACAAGCUGGCUGUCAUCGCAAGUCACUGUCAAGACAGUCACUUCUUGUAUCCCAGUAAGAGCUGGAAAGCUGGCGACGAUGGUGCCGAUGAUGCAUCCUCCAGCGGGGAUGGAAAAUACGAACUCCUGUCUGUCGCCAACAACCUUAUUGCAGAAGAAAUCAGGAAUGUCAUGUCAAAAACUGAAGUGAGGGGAAAUUCAACUGAUACUCUGUUAGCUGGAACUCUGGCCAAAGCUCUCUGCUAUGUUAACAGGGUCUCAAAAGAUCUGGAAGUGGGACAGGAGAUUAAAUCAAGAAUAUUAGUGAUAAAAGCAGCUGAGGACUGCGCCCUCCAGUACAUGAACUUCAUGAAUGUCAUUUUUGCAGCCCAAAAGCAGAACAUCCUGAUUGAUGCCUGUGUGUUGGACUCAAACUCUGGUCUCCUUCAGCAGGCUUGUGAUAUCACUGGAGGAUUGUACCUGAAGAUACCACAGCAAGUUGCCCUGGCGCAGUAUCUUUUGUGGGUUUUCCUGCCCGACUCGGAGCAACGUUCACAGCUGGUGCUGCCGCCGCCUGCACACGUGGACUACAGAGCUGCCUGUUUCUGUCACCGUAACCUCAUUGAAAUCGGUUAUGUGUGCUCAGUUUGUCUUUCAAUAUUCUGCAACUUCAGCCCUAUUUGUACAACAUGCGAGACUGCCUUCAAAAUCCAACUACCACAGAUGGUGAAGCCUAAAAAGAAGAAACUCAAACAAACCACGUGACUUUCUUCUAUGCUUAUGUCAGAAAUUUAGUUUUCCUUUUGUGAUAUUUAGAUUAUACUAUUUUGUUAGUAUAUUUGUAACUAGAUUCAGUGAGAGCCUUUGAGGCAGUACAACCAUAGGAACAUGCUGACAUGACCAACGUUGACACUCGUUUCACCCUUUCAUUUCUUUGGUCUGUAAGAAUACUUACAAAAGAUUUUUACAAAAAGUCUGUUGAAAUAAAAGUCCAAAUAUUUUGUUCAUAUUGACAGAAACUGAUGCCGAGUAAAGCUCUGUCAGGUUCCAUGUAAAUGGAGUGGCUACUUUAGACAUUUUGGUGAUGUCAUUUUUAGAUAAUAAAACACACAAUGUUCUUAAAAA